AUGCGCGUGACCACGUCUUCGCUCCUCGCGCAGCUCUCGCACGACUGCGCGCGCGCGUUCGACCCGAGGUGUGAUCACGGGGCGACGACUCGCUACGUCGAUGAUUGCGUGGGGACGACGGAGACGCUGUUGGGACGGUUGGAUGAGAUCGAGCGCGCGAUCGUUCGGUGUCGAGACGCCGCGGAGAACGCGAGGGAGGAGCAAGGGGAGGCGUUAAAGCGCACGGUGGCGUCGUUGGAGAGCGAUUAUGCGUUGAUUGAUUCGGUGGAGGAGGCUUUGCGGUCGAUCGAGCGCGCGUGUGGGUCGCUGGAGGACGCGUUGCGGGACGCCGAGCGAAACGUUAAAACCGUCGAGUCCGGGUUGGACGGAGAGGCGAUUCGGAAGAAGUUGACGGCGAUGAUGUCCAGAGUUCGCAGCGUGACAACGGAGACGAUGAAUCGGAUUCCUGCGAGCGCGGGAAGUGGGAGAUCAAGCGAAGCCGUGGCGUCGCCGAGAGGGACGAGCGGCGACCCAACGUCGCCGACGUCUCCGUCCGGGUACUACUUCGGAGAGGAAGAGGACGAGAAGGAGGAGGAUACAAACGGGUCGGGGACCGACGUCGUUCGGGCAAAAGUAAGCGCGAUCGCGGCGAGCGCGAACAAGUUCGUGGGGUCGCUCGCGGAUGGGUUCAAGGCGUUCAGAGUGGGGACAUCAAAGAGCGCCGAAUCUGAGCCGAAGGACACGAACGAUGACGCCGAGAUCGAAAACGCGGAAUAG
Ostreococcus tauri is the source of this 756-nucleotide messenger RNA. RefSeq names its product unnamed product. The transcript has a single exon. The coding region runs from base 1 to 756 and encodes 251 amino acids. Lineage: Eukaryota; Viridiplantae; Chlorophyta; Mamiellophyceae; Mamiellales; Bathycoccaceae. The record is from RefSeq and is a predicted model, not a curated record.